AGAAUUGUUUGUUAUUGUUAGUGUUAAUUGUUUUUAGUUCCUUCCUUUUGGAUCGGAUCUGAGACAGGGUGUUUCAAUACUGUCAGUGGUGUGUUCAAAGACUCCCCAAAGUUACUUCACUGUGUUUCAUCUUCUUCUUCUCCCCUUUCUUCAACAACAUGCUUGUUCUGCUGUUCUUCCACCGUCCAUGAAUGAAUGAAAAAAAAAGACUCUUUUACUCUUCAUUCACAUUGUCUGAUCAGACAUUUUUGCAGGAGUACAUGUUGGUAAUUCAGUGUGCUGAGUUGGAUUUUUAAGACUGUUCAGAUACCCUUCAUGGAGUCUCCUGUUAAUGGAGUUGAUUCCUUAUCAGAAGUUCAGAAUUCAGUUUCUGAGGUAAAUCAUGACCCUCUUUCAUCUGGGCCUCUCCUGAGAGCAUCUAGAAACAAUGAUGGUGGUCAUGAAACUAAGAUCAUCCACCAUCAAAACAGUCAUGUAAUUAAUCAAAAGCAUUCCCACGAAGAGGGCAAUAACUUGAAGAAAGAAGGGUUGGCAACAAAAUUGUCCAGCAAGCAGCCGCCACUUGAUGAUUCCAAGGGCUGUGAGUCAAAUGGUGUGUUAGUGUUAGAAUCUGAGAGGAAAGGAACAGUUGACAAUAAUGCAAAGAGCCACUGUCAGCCAGAGGCUACAUUCUGCCAAAGUCCUAAGAAUAGUUUCUAUUCAGCCACUGUCUACUCAGAAGCCAAAGGAAGUUUCACCAACACUGAAGUCAGUGAAUGUGCUAGUGUUGACAAAUCACGUGAAAGUGAAGAAGUGGCGAAUUCCAGUGAUUUUAAUGAGAGCAGGAAGACAAGCAUAUGUAGAGCAAGUACUGGCAGUGAUGCUAGUGAUGAGAGUAGCACCACUAGUUUGAGCAGUGUUUUGUAUAAACCUCACAAGGCAAAUGACAUAAGAUGGGAGGCUAUUCAAGCUGUUCGAAUCAGAGAUGGGAUGUUGGAAAUGAGGCAUUUCAGGUUGUUGAAGAAAUUGGGGUGUGGAGACAUAGGGAGUGUGUAUCUGGCUGAACUGAGUGGCACAAGAACUUCUUUUGCCAUGAAAGUCAUGAACAAGACCGAGCUGGCAAACCGCAAGAAGCUCUUGAGGGCUCAGACAGAGAGAGAGAUAUUACAGUCCUUAGAUCAUCCUUUUCUACCUACAUUGUAUACACACUUCGAGACAGAAACAUUUUCUUGCUUGGUAAUGGAGUUCUGCCCUGGUGGGGACCUGCAUGCGCUCAGGCAAAGACAACCAGGGAAGUAUUUUUCAGAGCAUGCAGUCAGGUUUUAUGUGGCAGAAGUUCUCCUUGCUUUGGAGUACUUGCACAUGCUAGGGAUAAUCUACAGAGACCUGAAACCAGAGAAUGUGUUGGUGAGAGAAGAUGGUCACAUAAUGCUUUCAGACUUUGAUCUCUCUCUAAGGUGCACUGUCAGUCCAACUCUAGUGAAGUCAUCAAACAACUUGGAGACCAAAAGCUCAGGAUACUGCGUUCAGCCUUCCUGCAUCGAGCCGACAUGCGUGAUGCAGCCGGACUGCAUCCGGCCGUCGUGCUUCACACCGCGUUUCCUAUCCAGAAAAUCCAAGAAAGACAAAAAGUCUAAACCAAAGAAUGAUGUGCACAACCAGGUGACCCCUCUUCCUGAGCUAAUUGCAGAGCCAACAAAUGCAAGAUCAAUGUCCUUUGUUGGAACACACGAGUACUUGGCCCCAGAGAUCAUCAAGGGUGAAGGGCAUGGAAGUGCUGUGGAUUGGUGGACAUUUGGGAUAUUCCUGUAUGAGCUUCUGUUUGGUAGAACACCAUUCAAAGGUUCAGAAAACCGUGCAACUCUGUUCAAUGUAAUUGGUCAUCCUCUAAGGUUUCCAGAAUCUCCAACUGUUAGCUUUGCUGCCAGAGAUUUGAUCAGAGGGUUGCUUGUGAAGGAGCCUCAGCAUCGUCUCGCCUAUAGACGUGGCGCCACAGAGAUCAAACAACAUCCAUUCUUUCAGAAUGUUAACUGGGCACUCAUCCGUUGUGCAAAUCCUCCAGAGGUGCCAAGGCAGGUUAUGAAUCUUCCUCAAACGGAAAAGGACCUUGGUGUGAAGCCUUCUGGUAAUUAUUUAGAUAUUGAUUUCUUCUGAUACUCAUCUCAUGUCACUGUUUCUUCUUCUUUGGACCAGUUUCCAUUUUCCAUAUCUCUCAUUUCUGGUGUUUCAUGUUUCUCUCUCCUUUCCAUAAAAGGAUCCAAUGUUUUCAACUACAUUGUUGUUCAUCAGCACUUUUAACUGUUGUAAGAAAUUCCGAAACGGCUUAUAUUCAGUAACAACUUUCUCUUCUCUUGUUUA
Vigna radiata var. radiata (mung bean) is the source of this 2337-nucleotide messenger RNA. Its product is annotated as protein kinase PVPK-1. The transcript has 3 exons. Bases 316 to 2133 code for a protein of 605 amino acids. Gene Ontology annotation, cellular component: plasma membrane; cytoplasm; nucleus. Lineage: Eukaryota; Viridiplantae; Streptophyta; Magnoliopsida; Fabales; Fabaceae. The record is from RefSeq and is a predicted model, not a curated record. Gene Ontology annotation, biological process: protein phosphorylation. Gene Ontology annotation, molecular function: protein serine/threonine kinase activity; ATP binding.